UCUUUGUCCUUUGCAACCGUCCUUAUAAAACAUCCAAAUCUCCUGCUAUGGCGCCCAGCCGUGAAGUGACCGCGUUUACACGUUACGGUGGAUGGAUCCCAAGCGAUGACAGAGUCUAUCGCCACUUCCAUACUCGUCUUGCCGACUCCGCUCGUAAAAAACGCGGAACGUUUGUCCAACAUAAUCCCGCCGUUCAAGCGCUUGCAGAUGCUAUCAACAAACCCGGGCCUGGAGGACAGACUCCGUCGUUGAUGCGCACUUUGUUCGAUAAUAUUUUCCUUCAAGCCGCAAAAGAGUACAACUUUGUAAAGAUCAAAAGCUUCGACGAAUUGCUAUACGCGCUCGACCAUGUCAUUGUCAAACCCCCCGAGUUUGAGGUUGUCAAGGAUGACAACGGCAAUCCCGUUGGCGAACCCGUCGGUGUUCCGAUCUAUCUCCUCCUCGACAUCCCGAGCAACACGGCUGCUGCUUACGACCUCUUCCGCCUUCCCGCAUUCAAUAAGGCAAUGAAGACUUUGUUGGAUUACUGGGGAGCUUACCUCAGCAACCCCGCCAGCGGUUCCAACUCUUCACUGAACACAGGAGAGAAGGGGUGGUUCAGUCCGGCUGGUAUGGCGAAACUCAGUUCGCAGGGCCGAAUCCCUCCCGGGCCCAAUGGCUUCGUUCAGACCUACGUUUCCCCCAAUGAUGACCCUGACAAGGGCUUUGGCUACGAGAGUUGGGAUGCGUUCUUCGUGCGGGAGUUCCAAAAAGGCGCUCGCCCUUACUAUAUUCCCGACAAUCCUAAGCUCGCUGCCACUCUAAUCCACAGCGCAUGCGAGUCCACCGUGCUUCGUAUCGAAACUAGGGUGAAGUUACACGAUCAAUUCUGGCUCAAGGGCCAGCCAUACUCCCUCUACAACAUCCUCGAUGCCAAUCCGGGACCCAGCGGCGUGAAGCGCGCAGAGAAGUUCACCAAGGGAACCAUCUACCAAGCAUUCCUCAGUCCCCAGGACUUCCAUCGCUGGCAUGCCCCCGUCGACGGCAAGAUCGUCGACGGUUAUGUUCUCGACGGCUCCUACUACGCAGUCAUUCCAGAUGCUGGUGCUGAUAUUGGCGAUCCGGACCUCGUACCAGGUGACCCACGCGGAGGCCUCAUCCGCUCUCAGCCCUUCCUCACUCUCUCGGCCACUCGCGCCGUCAUUUUCAUCGAGGCUGACAACCCUCUUAUUGGCCUGAUCUGCUUCGUCGGCCUUGGAAUGUGCGAGGUGUCGACUUGCGAGAUAUCGCAGAAGGUUAAGAAUAAGGAGCGUGUCAAGGUCGGCGAUGAGCUGGGAAUGUUCCACUUUGGCGGGUCGUCCCAUGUUCUGAUUUUCAAUAACAACGCCGCCAUCACCUUCGCUGACAACGUCGAACCCGACACGCACAUCAAGAUCCAUUCGAUUAUCGCCCAGGUUCACGAGAAAGUGCCCAAGGACUAAGUAAUAUGUUUUUGUUCAGUCUGUGUCGAGACUUGGGGAGAAGUAUGUGGAAAGAUAUGCUGUGCCGAAUCAAGAACAAAUUGUACAAUAUGUAGCUGCCUGCCUGCCUCUCGAUGACCAAAUGAUGUAUACCGUAUCCGUCAAUGAAUUUGUCAAAG
This is a messenger RNA of Laccaria bicolor S238N-H82, 1618 nucleotides long. RefSeq lists its product as uncharacterized. Gene Ontology annotation, biological process: phosphatidylethanolamine biosynthetic process. Lineage: Eukaryota; Fungi; Basidiomycota; Agaricomycetes; Agaricales; Hydnangiaceae. Gene Ontology annotation, cellular component: mitochondrion. The record is from RefSeq and is a predicted model, not a curated record. The coding region runs from base 48 to 1460 and encodes 470 amino acids. The transcript is spliced from 3 exons. Gene Ontology annotation, molecular function: phosphatidylserine decarboxylase activity.